AUGCCAUCUUUCAGAGCUUUUGUUCUUCUGUUCAUAUUCUUUGCCUUUGCUUCUCUAUGCAAUGCAGAGCACAAGGCAAAGCACGCAUCGCUGUCUGUAAAUCUUGAAUCUGGAUGGCCAAUUUCUAAACACUUUUUUGGAGUAUUUUUCGAGGAGAUUAAUCAUGCUGGAUCUGGAGGGUUAUGGUCAGAACUUGUAAGGAAUAGAGGAUUUGAAGCUGGUGGAACAAGUGUUCCUUCAAGUAUUUCACCUUGGUCAAUUGUUGGAAAUGAAUCCACUGUUCGUGUAGAAACGCAGCUUGCCUCUCCUUUUCCUCGUAAUAAAGUUGCAGUGAGACUUGAUAUCCUCUGUGAAUCUUCUAAAGAUUGCCCACAUGGUGUUGGCCUCUCUAACCCUGGAUUUUGGGGCAUGUCUAUUGAAGAAGGGAAAAAUUACAAAGUGAUCUUCUACGUUAGAGCAUUAGGACCAAUUGAUUUGAAAGUCUCAUUCAAAGGAACACUUGGCCAUGAACUAGCUUCUACUAAUAUCAGGGCAUCUGCAAGUGAUGUUUCAAAGUGGAGAAGGAUGGAAACUACUCUUGAAGCCAUUGGAUCGGAUUUUAAUUCUAGUUUGCAAAUUACAACCACAAAAAAGGGAGUGAUUUGGUUGGAUCAAGUCUCAGCUAUGCCAACAGACACCUAUAAUGGACAUGGUUUUCGGAAGGACUUAUAUCAAAUGGUAGCGGAUUUGAAACCAAAAUUUGUUCGUUUCCCAGGUGGUACCUAUGUUGAAGGGCAAAAAUUGAGAAAUGCAUUUAGGUGGAAAGAAACCAUUGGAUCUUGGGAAAAUAGACCUGGUCACUUUAAUGAUCCAUGGGAUUAUUGGACGGAUGAUGGUUUGGGUUUUCUAGAGAUGUUUCAACUUGCAGAAGACCUUGAUGCACUACCAGUAUGGGUAUUUAAUGCUGGAAUUGCUCGCCAAGAAGAAAUCAAUACAACUGAGAUUGGUCCUUUUGUUCAAGAAGCUCUUGAUGGUAUAGAAUUUGCUAAAGGUCCAGUCACAUCAAAGUGGGGCAAGAUUAGAGCUUCUUUGGGACAUCCUAAACCAUUUGAUCUACAAUAUGUUGCUAUAGGAAAUGAGGAUUGUGACAUGUAUAAUUAUCAAGGGAAUUAUCUUAAAUUUUAUAAAGCCAUCAAGCAUCACUAUUCAGAUAUGCAAAUAAUCUCAAAUUGUGAUGCUACUGUGAAACCAUUGGAUCACCCAGCGGAUUUGUUUGACUAUCAUAUUUAUACAACUGCUGAGGAUAUUUUCUCAAAAUACAACAAGUUUGAUUCUGUAAGACGCAUUGGCGCCAAGGCUUUUAUUAGUGAGUACGCUGUAUGGAGAGAAGAUGCUGGAUUUGGAUCCCUCUUAUCUGCCUUAGGAGAAGCCGCAUUCCUCAUGGGAUUAGAGAAGAACAGUGAUCUUGUGGAAAUGGUCUCUUAUGCACCACUUUUUGUGAAUUAUAAUGACCAAAAAUGGAGACCAGAUGCAAUUGUGUUUGAUUCAUAUCGAAGCUACGGAAUUCCUAGUUAUUGGCUGCAACGACUUUUCACAGAAUCAAGUGGAGCAACAUAUGUUAACUCAAAACUCAAAGCCCCGUCCUCUAUUGUCGCAUCUGCAAUUGUUUGGCAAGAUAAGGCGAAUCAUAGGAAUUAUUUGAGAAUUAAGGUUGUGAAUUUUGCUAACCGAGCAACCACUCUUAGCAUUAAAAUUGAUGGCUUGGACUCCAAUAUGGAUCUCUCUGGCUCCACACUUACAUUGCUCACUUCUGGCAAUGUUAGAGACGAGAAUAGCUUUUACAAUCCCGUUAAGGUUGUACCAUCGAAAAGUCUAUUGGAGAAUCCUCAGGCUAACAUGAACGUCACACUUCCUCCAAUUUCAGUGGUAUCAAUUGACUUCCCAAAAUGA
This is a messenger RNA of Neltuma alba, 1929 nucleotides long. RefSeq names its product alpha-L-arabinofuranosidase 1-like. NCBI's taxonomy places the organism in Eukaryota, Viridiplantae, Streptophyta, Magnoliopsida, Fabales, Fabaceae. The transcript has 13 exons. The record is from RefSeq and is a predicted model, not a curated record. Gene Ontology annotation, molecular function: alpha-L-arabinofuranosidase activity. Gene Ontology annotation, biological process: L-arabinose metabolic process. Bases 1 to 1929 code for a protein of 642 amino acids.